Molecule: messenger RNA, 5045 nt
Organism: Etheostoma cragini (Arkansas darter)
Lineage: Eukaryota; Metazoa; Chordata; Actinopteri; Perciformes; Percidae
Product: rho GTPase-activating protein 40
Exons: 15
Coding region: 241-2307 (688 amino acids)
Biological process (GO): regulation of actin filament polymerization; regulation of small GTPase mediated signal transduction; signal transduction
Cellular component (GO): cytoplasm
Molecular function (GO): GTPase activator activity
Source: RefSeq, a predicted model, not a curated record
GGGAGGGGACAGGUAUGAGUGAUGUGGUAAUGUGCAGAGUGUCGUCACUCCGUCCUGCCUUCCAGCUCCACAACACACAGCCACUCAGUGAAGUCUUUACAACACUUCCUGUCAGCGCACAGAGAAACCAGAGCAGUGGACAGAUUUACACCGCGCUCACAUGGUGUCCCACCAACAGGACUGGAUAAAGCUAGGUUUUGUGCUGGAUUACAAUUCCUGGAUUCCUUUAGCAUUGUGGCUAUGGGAGGUAGAGAGGAGGUAUUGGUGAGCAGUAUUGGGUCAACCAUGCAGUUUCCACACACCAGUUUGAACCGUUUUAGGCUUCGUCCUUUCCAAAGCCCAGAGGGGAGAAAGCGCAUAAAGCCAUCUUCCCUAAAGAAAAAAGCCAGAAAUCCCAGCCCCACCGAGAUGAGCGUGGAGCCCUGGGCCAGCCCGCAGGACCAGGCAGCCGCUGAGCACGCACACAGCACGCACACGCCAUCCUCCCAGGAUCAGGAGCAGCACCCCGACAAACUCUGCCUGGACUCGUUCUGGAGUGAGGUGGAGACCAUCCGACAGGGGAGUGGCUACGCAGACCUCGACAGUACCAAGAGGGACUCCAGACAGUCAGAAGAAGGCGAACAGGAGGAGCAGUGGUUGGCCGAUGCUGGUUUAUCGACCCUCCUAAGCGAGGACAGCGAGGAUGUAGACAACGCGGUGCUGCUGUUGACUCUGACCCGGACCCAGGCCGAGGCCGUCCAGCGACGACUGGAUUCCUACACGCUGUCGCGCCGCAAGAAGAACAAACCCGCGCCGCGCGACGUGCGUGAUAUCUUCAACUCCCCCAUCACUCAGACCCUUCUGCCUGAGUCCCAUCAUAGUGAAGACCCUGCCCAAAACAGCAUGGCAUCGGUUGCCAAAACAACACUAUCAGCUGUGACAGCGGAGCAUCAGCGAGGCACUCCCAAAGAGGAAGUCUUCAUCACCGAUGUGGCUUACUGCGAACAGGCCGUCAUCUUCCUUAAACAGGCCAAACUGCCACAGAACAAAAGCCAACGCAGAAAAGAGGAUGGCACCCUGCCUCGGGUGAUCUGCCCUAAGUGCCGUCUCGGGGUGACUCGUAUUCAGGAUCUCUCCCACAGUGACAUGAAGAAGGUGCGUCAGCUGGCUCUCAUCGACAUGACGGCGCUAUGCGACCUCUUAGAGCUGGAGGUCAAAAGGCACAAAACCAGCAAGAGGAAAAUUCCAGAGAGCACGCUCUACGGGGUGCCGCUGGCGACGCUGCUGGAGAAUGAUCAGAAAAUAAAGCCCCACACCUUGACUCCUCUUUUCAUGCAGGCGCUGUUGUCGUUUUUGGAGAAGAAAGGUGUCGAUUCGGAGGGAAUCCUACGGGUUCCAGGUUCUCAGUCCAGAAUCAAGCAUCUGCAGCAGCACUUGGAGAGCAACUUCUACUCAGGGCAGGUCAGCUGGGACGAGGUGAGUCCAAACGACGCCGCCGCGCUGCUCAAGAAGUUCAUCCGGGAACUGCCCGCUCCUCUGCUCACCGCCGAGUACCUCAACACCUUCAGCGCAGUCAGAGACAUCACAGAGCUGAGGCAAAAACUCCACAUGUUAAACCUGCUCAUCCUGCUGCUGCCUGAGCCCAACAGGAACACACUAAAGGCCCUCCUCGAGUUCCUCAGUAAGGUGGUUUCCAGGGAGAGAAGAAACAGGAUGAACCUGUGGGCCGUAGCAACCAUCAUGGCUCCCAACCUCUUCCUCCAUAAGGCCGUCCCCAGCAGACUGACUGAGGGGGCAGAGAAAGGGCAUGUGGAGAAGGCAGCUGAUGUCAUGAGGCUCCUCAUCCGCUACCAGGACCUGCUCUGGACGAUCCCUAAUUUCCUGAUGAGCCAGGUGCGUAAGCUGAAUGAAAACAGUAACCGGCGUUACCAGUUCUACGAUCGCCGCAUCAAGAACCUGCUGAGGAAGAUCCACACAGACAGCCGCGAAAAACCUGAUAAAAACACCGCAGAUCCGUGCCGUACGGUGAAGAUCCAGGUCGGGGAUCUAGUGAGCGGCACAAUGGAGUUCCCGUUCAACGUCAACUCCCGAGCCUCAGACCUGCUCGCCCAGUUUCAACACCAGUCCCUCCGCAGCCCCGACAAUGGAAAGGGCAAAAUGCGAAGAAAUGGCUCUGUGGCGUAUCCGGACUGUGCCCUGUAUGAAGUGGGAGGGAAUAUUGGCGAGCACUGCCUGGAUCCCGACGCACACCUUCUGGAUUUGUACAACAGUAACUCUGGAGGAGAGUGGGUCAUCAAGCUGAAACCCAACGCCAGCAGAGGGCUGUGAAGGAUGGGAAACAACUCGCCGGAAAAGGACAAAGGCAGAGUGUUAAAAAAAAGGAUUAAAUCCACGCAGCCCUCUCUUCUUGUCUUUUUCGUCCUUGGAUCAACAAGGGAGAAGGAGACAGAUGGAGGAAACAGCAACAGAUAGAUAGAGACUCUGCCAGGAGCAGAGCCUAAAAACUGGGUAUAGUCAGAUGAACACCCCCCCCCCCCCCCACUUCCUUCUCUUUUUUCCCUUUGCUCCAUCGCACCUCUCCUGCGGGGAUGCAACACUGCAAGUAGAAAGCCACUGCCGUGACUCAUUACUUCACACAGGGAACCUGCUGCAUAGAAAACAGAGGAGAGAGAGAGAGAGAGAGAGCGAGAGAGAGAGAGGGAAAGAGAGAGAGAGAGCAGCUUGGCAGUUUGGUUUGCCAUCUUUUCUCUCAAGCAAUCAUCUCCAACUUCAGUGAGCAGAUGGGGAUGCAGAGCACCUCUGGUUAUAGAGAGCACAGGUGCCGUCUCCUGCUCAGGACAGCCAGACAAUGUGUCUUCAUAUCCUGGGUUUCAUUCAGUCUGCUGAAACAGGAUUCUGGAGCUUUAUGAGAAUAUUCUUGGUGUCUUAUCCUGCAUUUGUUUUACAAAAAAACAAAAACAUUUAUUUGGAGAUUCAUCAAUUACCUUGGAAUUGGCAUUGUCAACACAAGGUCCAUUCUGCUACUAAGUGGACAUACAUUCUCUAUGAGAGAUAUACCUGGGGAAAUCAGGUUUCAGGAAGCCCCCUACCACAAAUCAGGUUUCUCGUUUACAUGAGAUGAGACCAGUUUACUGGAGAAAGUUGACUGUAACUUAGUCACUCAAUUGACCAUCAAGCUUAUGAUAUGGACAGAAAAACUUGUGUCCCGCCCUUUUAUUUACUGAUGAUUAAAAACCAGGGAGAGAAAAAAUAGUGAAAACUGAAAGUUAGUGGAACAGAAUCUAACCUGGAUACAGAGCGAUUUCAGCUCUUUGUAAGCAUACAGUUACCAAGUGAUCAAUCAGUUAAUCAACCGGCUAAUACCUCUAAUCUCUCUCUCUCUCUGCUAACCGUUUUUCUAGCUCAGACAUUUUGAUCACAAAGUAAACAAAGACAGAGGGUUUUCCUCUGUAUCGACUCCGUUCGUCUCUGCCAUUCGAAGAGGAACAGAGACCCAGAUGAACCGAUAUCUUCUUAUCUGUGAAACCCUGCGAUCUCCUGGGCCUUAUAAAAAAAUCCAUGGACUUCCAAGGACCCACCCCUGACUUGUAAAGAACAGUGCUCAAAGAGACUUUUCCUUUUUUGAUACCAAGGGAUUUGGUGUCACAACCUCAAGGCCAGUUAUUGCACCUCUAAAGGGAAUUGUUAAGGACACACAGUGAAGCUGGUCUUCAGUUCUCAUUUUUAAACACAUGAAAGUGCCAAAAGUACUAAAGUGACUCUUUGGGGUAGACUGGGAUUAUGGUUGUUAUUUAUAUGAAUGUAAUGCCAUUGUUGCAUCUGUAUUUGAUGAGUAUAAUGUAGGCUAGAGAGACUUUGUGGCAUUACUGCACUCAGUGUAACAGGAUGUUGUGUUAAGUCACCAUACUCAGUGUGGGAAUUUGUAGUGUUCUUGUACAUAUUUCUUCAUAUUUUCCUUACAGCCUACACACUACAGUAACAUAAAUGUGUAAAUAUUCAUGCACAUGCUCUGCUGUGAAGAGGCAUUGAAAUCACUGCAGUCGGACUGUUUUUAUAGUGUUGCUACUCGAGGUAUUCCAAACACAUGCAAGUAGCAAAUUAAUGUGUUUUACAUUUUGUGGCAAUCGUCAGAUGCGAAUCAUUUACUCCUCGCAGUCGGAGCCAUGUUGGUGCGCCGCAGCCAUUUUGUGGGAAGUGUCUCCCACACUCCACUCAAUACAUGCAGUAACGACAAUCGGUCUGGCACCAACAUCUAUCAACACCCUCUGCUCCAUCUCUGUCACAUCCCAAUAAUGGACCAUAAUGGCAGUGUGGUGCAUGCAUCAGAAACACGCUGAGGAAUCACAUUUCUUUGAUAAAGGAGAAGGUAAUAAAUGCUGCCCCGGACCUGAUGACAGCAGCUGUGUGUGUGUGUGUGUGUGUGUGUGUGUGUGUGUUUGUGUGUGUUGGCGUGUGUGAUGAGCUUCAUUAUACGUCCAAUUGGCCUGUCCCAGGGUCCCAGUUCAGUGCCUCGGCAAAGAGCGAGCUGAUGAAACUGCCUUCUGCUGACAAUCAGGAGAACUAGGUCACCUCUGAAGCAGCACCCCAGAGGCCAAGCAGUUUGAGUCCAAACACCCCUAGGAGCCCAGCUCAUGGACAAGUAUUGUUUAAACACACACAACAAGAUGUGAAGUCACCAAAACUGGGGGCCCAAGUUCAGACACUACAUCAUUUUUCUGUUGUUUGUGUUUGUACAUAUGUGAAUGUGUUUGUGUGUGUGAGAGAAAAAGAAGCUUCCUUGGGGCUAGAUAUCUCUGAAACAGUGUUAUCUAUGUAUUCACCCAGGGAGAAUAAAUGAUAGACGGUUACAGGAACAUUUGUUGUGAUCCAAGCGUGGACCUCUUAUUGUCUUCAUCAAUGUCCAGCUUUUAUUGUGGUGAAGAUUUUAGACGUCAGUCAGCAGACGUCAGAAUGUAUAUUUAUGCCCUUUACACAAGUCAUUGUUUUUAAUACUUCCAGGAAAAUAGUAUUUGCUGUAGAAAGAAAAACUUUAGAAAAAUUUUUGUCAAUAAAUGUGAAUAUAAUGU